Molecule: messenger RNA, 2914 nt
Organism: Drosophila subpulchrella
Lineage: Eukaryota; Metazoa; Arthropoda; Insecta; Diptera; Drosophilidae
Gene: vig
Product: plasminogen activator inhibitor 1 RNA-binding protein
Exons: 5
Coding region: 339-1844 (501 amino acids)
Cellular component (GO): cytoplasm; nucleus
Molecular function (GO): RNA binding
Source: RefSeq, a predicted model, not a curated record
CGAAAGUCAAGCUGUCAAAAUUGAACACUUCUGUGAGUAUGUUAAAAUUUUCGGUGAUCACCUAAAUUUUGUUAAGUAUUUGUAAAUUUUAAAUGUUUGUUUCCCCCUGAUAAACAAAGGAACUUCGGAGCACCCACAGAUGACCCUCCAGCCAAUGUCAUGAGUUUUUCAAACUAAAAACCAAAGCCCGCCCAAGCUAGAGCCCACUAAACACAGCUGCCAUUCGGAGGGAAACCAGCCAUUCGCCCCGAAACGCGUGGAAAAACAAAAAAAGGCACGAGAAUAAAGGCAGCCAGCUAGCGAAAAUAAAAACAAACAACACACCCAUCCAUAAAAUCAUGGACAGCGCCGGUAAAAAUCGUUAUGAACUCUUGUUCAUGGACGACGAUGUCAGCGAUCCAUUAGAUAAUCUUGUGGCGCCGACGGCCGCCGCUGCCUCUGCCGCAGCAGCAGCCGCCGCUGGCAAGAAGAAGCAGCCGUCAGCUGGUGCAGCGGCCACCAAAACGACCGCCAAGGUGACCAACAACAACAACAAGGCGGCCGCAGGAUCCAAUCUGGGCGGACCCAAUGCCAAGAAACCGAACCAGGCCGAGAAGGAGAACAAGCCGAACAACGCCUUAAACAAGACCGAUGGCAAGAAGUUUGCCCCAUCCGCCGAGAAGCCACAGUUCAACAACAACAACAAACAGCAGGGUGCUCCACGACCAGGUGGCGCCAACCGAACACGUGAAUUCGGCACCGGUCAAGGACAGGGUCAAGGACAAGGCGGACAGGGUCAGCAGCGCAGCGUCAACUUCCGUCAACAGAAUGGCAAUGGCAAUGGCAACACUGUGGAAUCCCGCGAGCAGCGCAACAACCGCCGCAACGUCCGCGAGAACGGAGGAGCACCCGAUGGCCAGCAGCAGUCGCGUCCCUACCGCGGUCCAGGCGGCGGCCAGGGCGGUGCUGGUGGAGAUCGCCCGCAGCGCCAGAACAGGAACUACGAUGGCCAGAACAGGAAGCGCGAGUUCGACCGCCAGUCGGGAUCGGAUAGAACCGGUGUGAAAUCAAUUGACAAGCGGGAUGGAGCUGGUUCCCACAACUGGGGAUCGGUCAAAGAGGCUAUCGACGAUGUGAACAAGAACGAAAGCGAGACCAAUGUGAGCACUGCCGAGGGUGGAGCCAAGGCCGACGAAUCUGCCACUGAGGCACAGACCGAGGCGCAGGCUGCCGCCGAGGAGGAGGCCAAGGAACUGACCCUGGACGAGUGGAAGGCACAGCAGGGACAACGCAUCAAGCCAACCUUCAACAUCCGCAAGGCUGGAGAAGGUGAGGACACCACACAAUGGAAGAAAAUGGUCGUCUUGACUAGCAACAAAAAGAAGGAGAACGACAGCGAAGAGGAGCUCGAAUACGAUCCCGCCCUGUAUCCUCAGCGCGUGGGCAGGCAGCAGCGCGUUCUGGACAUCCAGUUCAACUUCAACGACGGUCGUCGCGGCGGACCUGGUGGCUUCGGAGGACGUGGUGGCCGUGGAGGACCAAGACCAGGUGGUGGAUUUGGAGGCGGACCACGCACCGAGGGAGGCAAUCGCGAGGGCGGCAACCGUGAGGGUGGCGGCAACAACCGCGAGGGCGGAAACCGUGGUGGCCCGCGGGAUGGUCCGUCUGGCAGGCAGGAGCAGCAUAAUAACGAGGGCGGUGCUCCAUCCGCUCAGAGCCAGAGGCCGCCCAUCGAGCGUCGCGGUCCGGGCAACAACCAGAACAAUCAGAACAACAGCGGUCCAGGUCAAAACAAGCGUUUCGAGCGACAACAGAACACUGCUCCCAAGGUCAACGAUGAGCGUCAGUUCCCCACACUGGCUUAAAUCUCGAGAGGAUUUAGGCAGGAGGUUGCUCCUCAAAUUGCAGUUUUGGUGACUGAAGAGAUGAAGAAGAUGGAAAUCAGCAAGUUACCAAAAUGAAAUCUUAUAACUUACAUAUAUCACAGACAAGAAACUUUUUAACAACAAAGAGGGGGAAACCGAAGAUGAAACAAUUGUAGCCGCCAUAUAAGCCAAAAGCAACAAAAAUACCAACCAACAAAGCUAAGCAAAAAAUUGAUAAUAAAUUAUACAUACAUAUUUAAAUAUAUGACCAGAACACACGAAAAGCAAUUUUAGUUUAUGCGUGGCCAACUAAUCAGAUUUUACCCGAUAAAAUCACGAUCAAGCAAGUGACCUCGUGUAAACUAGUCAAAGUCAGGGGCUAAGUCAUCCUCAUUAGGGAUUUUACAUCUAAUGUCUGUUCACCAGUCGAAGAGAUUUGUUUCGAGAUUUUUCUACAUAAAAAACGGCAUGGGCGGACAUAGAAAUUGUUUUAUUACAUCAACCAAAUCCAGAUGUAAAGUUGUUUUUUUUUAUGUUAUUACCAAUCACUUAAUCAAAAAUCAUCCUAUCUAAUAAAAAACCAAUUACAGUCGCUAACCAGUGAACAGGGCGAAUAAAAUAAAAUAAACUAAAGAUAAAAUAUAUAAUAUACAACAUCACGGCCUGACAAAUUCUUCGAUAAAAAGAAGCAAAAUACACUACAUUACAAUAGUUUGUUUUCAUCGAGAGAACAGUAAAAGCAUUUUCAUUACUCAUAUAAACUUUUUGUUCUAUUACGAAUCACAUUUUCGUAGCGAAAUGUACGUUUUAUUAUUUUUACUAUGUUAACUUUUAUUUAAAAUAAAGAAAACAAAAUGGACAAAUAUUAAAAUCAGUAGUUGGAAAGAGAAACCUUAAACCGAAAGAAUAGUAAGUGUUAAAACCUUUGUAAUUGUGUUUCUUGGAUGCAAAUUCUAUAAUUAAACAUUUAAAUUUAAUAAUUAUAACGCAAACUAUGCAUCAUAUAUACUACUUUUAAUUAUAAAAACCUAACUGAACACACACUGAAAUACAAAGCAAAACAAUAUUAA